Molecule: messenger RNA, 2116 nt
Organism: Python bivittatus (Burmese python)
Lineage: Eukaryota; Metazoa; Chordata; Lepidosauria; Squamata; Pythonidae
Source: RefSeq, a predicted model, not a curated record
GAUGAUGAGGUUGUCCUUCAGUGUUCAACCGUACUCUUCAAUGAACAACUGAAGUUAUGUCUGGCUGCCGAAGGCUUUGGAAACCGGCUCUGUUUUCUGGAACGUACCUCUAAUGCUCAGAAAAUCCCUCCAGAUCUGGCAAUAUGCUGCUUCAGUUUGGAACAAUCCUUGUCCGUACGAGCCCUGCAGGAAAUGCUGGCAAAUACAGUGGAAGUGGGUGCCGAGUCCUCUCAAGGUGGUGGACACCGGACUCUGCUUUAUGGACACGCUAUUCUUCUCCGGCAUUCCCACAGUGGCAUGUAUUUAAGCUGCUUGACCACAUCUCGCUCCUUGACGGAUAAACUUGCCUUCGACGUAGGCCUGCAGGAGGAUGCUUCAGGAGAAGCCUGUUGGUGGACCAUCCACCCUGCCUCGAAGCAGCGGUCAGAAGGGGAGAAGGUGCGCGUGGGGGACGACCUCAUCCUCGUCAGUGUCUCCUCUGAACGGUAUCUGCACUUGUCCACAGCCAGUGGAGAACUUCAGGCUGAUGCCUCUUUCAUGCAAACCCUUUGGAACAUGAACCCCAUCAGCUCCGGCUGCGAGGAAGGGUAUGUGACUGGUGGCCACGUCAUGCGCCUCUUCCAUGGCCACAUGGAUGAAUGCCUCACCAUCUCCACCACAGAUCAGAAUGAAGAGCAGCGCAGGGUGGUGAACUAUGAAGGGGGAGCUGCCUGUUCCCAGGCCCGAUCCCUCUGGCGCCUGGAGCCCCUCCGUAUCAGCUGGAGCGGCAGUCACAUGAAAUGGGGUCAACCGUUUCGUGUCCGUCAUGUCACAACGGGACAUUACUUGGCACUGACUGAGGAGAAGGGGCUGGUUGUGGUGGAUGCUGAGAAGGCCAACACCAAAGCAACAUCUUUCUGCUUCCGGAUCUCAAAGGAAAAGCUGGAUGUGGCUCCAAAGCGAGAUGUGGAAGGCAUGGGAGCCCCUGAGAUCAAGUAUGGAGAGUCCAUGUGCUUUGUGCAACACGUGGACAGUGGUCUCUGGGUUACCUACGCAGCUGCCGACGCCAAGGCGCUGCGUCUGGGAUUGCUCAAGAGAAGGGCCAUCUUGCAUCAGGAAGGGCAUAUGGAUGAUGCCCUCUCACUUACCCGCUGCCAGCAUGAGCAGUCACAAGCCGCCCGGAUGAUCUACAGCACUUCGGGGCUUUACAACCAGUUCAUCAAAGGCCUGGAUACCCUGAUCGGAAAGGUCAAGUCAAGCACUCCCGUGACUCUUCCCAUUGAAGGUAUGAUACUCAGCUUGCAGGAUCUGAUCAACUACUUCCAGCAUCCCGAGGAAGAGCUCCAGCAUGAAGAAAAGCAGACCAAGCUCCGUUCCCUAAAGAACAGGCAAAACCUCUUCCAGGAGGAGGGGAUGAUCACCCUCGUUCUGAACUGCAUCGACCGCCUCAACGUGUACAGCACUGCUGCACACUUUGCGGAGUUCGCUGGAGAGGACGCCGCCGAGUCUUGGAAGGAGAUUGUGAACUUGCUCUAUGAAUUGUUAGCCUCGCUGAUCCGUGGAAACCGCUCCAACUGCGCCCUGUUUUCCAACAACCUGGACUGGCUGGUCAGCAAGCUGGACCGAUUGGAGGCUUCCUCUGGCAUCUUGGAGGUUUUAUACUGCGUGCUCAUUGAAAGCCCAGAAGUGCUAAAUAUCAUCCAGGAAAACCACAUCAAGUCCAUUAUCUCCCUCUUGGACAAACAUGGACGCAACCACAAGGUGCUGGACGUUCUCUGCUCUCUGUGCGUCUGCAACGGCGUGGCUGUCCGCUCCAACCAAAACCUGAUCACUGAAAACUUGCUGCCAGGGAGGGAUCUUCUCUUGCAAACAAGGCUCAUCAACCACGUCACCAGCAUGCGCCCCAACAUCUUCCUGGGCACACACGAUGGAUCCACCCAGUACAAGAAGUGGUAUUAUGAGCUGAUUGUGGAUUCUGUGGAGCCAUUUGUGACUGCACAGACCACGCAUUUGCGGGUUGGCUGGGCCAUGGCUGAAGGCUAUAGCCCCUAUCCAGGAGGUGGAGAAGGCUGGGGCGGCAACGGCGUUGGCGAUGACCUUUACUCUUUUGGCUUUGAUGGUCUCCACCUUUGGUCAG